This is a messenger RNA of Rotaria sordida, 821 nucleotides long. The record is from the annotation of a GenBank genome assembly. Lineage: Eukaryota; Metazoa; Rotifera; Eurotatoria; Philodinida; Philodinidae.
AUGAAAUAUAGUGAGAUACAUGUGCCCGUUCUUUAUGGUCCUCAAAUUCCUCGACAAGAUCGUGAUGAUACUCGAGAACGAUACAAUCGUGCACUUCUCACACUUUUUGUACCAUGGCGCAAUGUAGCCGAUCUUUGUGACAUCGAUCAAACAUGGGAAGAUGCAUUCGAAUCUCGAAAAGAUCUUAUUUCUGCUUAUUCAUGGGAUAUUAUAGAAAAUAUUCAACUUUUACAUGAAUGUAAAAAAAAUCGUGAUGAUCAUCUACUUAAAGUUAUUGCCGAAGCACAAGUCGAUAAUGAUUCGAUUGAACCUAUAUUUGUACCAUCGAAUGAAGGUGCUGAUGGUGAAUACGAAGUAGAUGAUAUCGACGAUUUGAUUCAACUAAUAGGCAGUGUAGAUGAAUUUACAGCUACUGCAAUUAAUGCCACAAAAAAAUCAACAGAAAAUGUGUAUAUUCAAGAAACAAUUGAAGCUGUCGAAAAAGUUGGACGUUUCAAUCACAUGAAUCAACACGAUCAACAUAUUUCAAAUGCAGGUAUUGAUCGACAAAUUGUACCGUUUGUUUCAGCAACGUCUAAUCUAAUCAAACUUAAUUCAAAAUGGCAAGAUCAAUUGAAGAUUGAAAAAGAACGAAUUAGACGCAGUUUGAUUUCCGGCAAAGAUACCAAUGAUGAUGACAUAUUGAAUUUUGAUGAUGUAACCAACGCCGUUGUAACCGUAAUCAAUCCAUAUGAUAAUCAAACUAAUUUCGAAAAAAAUAUAUCAAUUCCUCCAGUACUCGUGGUUAAAAACAAUUACUCAACUCAAAGUAGCAUCAUUAA